CGGCACUUCAAUGCGCAUGUCUACACACGGCCACUUGCAGUACAGUGCGCGUUAGCUCCGGUGAAUCAACUUUUUGCUAAAUCAUAUUCCUCUUAUUAAUACCUACCUCUGUAACACCGGAAGACAUUUAUUUCUAGUGCUAAUUAAUUGUAGUUGAACGUCACUCACGAAAGUCGGUUACCAUGGAGCCAGCCUGGAGACAGCAAGGCAAGGGGCGUGGCAGAGGUAGUGCCGGGUCAGGGGAGAGGUCACGACCUCCACAGAAGGAGGAGAGACCCGGAGCUGCUGCUGCCGCCCCUGCUCCCACCAAACCAGCUCCUCCUGCAGGAGUAUGGGGAGGAGAGGAGAGAGGAGGAGGAGCAGCAGGAGGAAGAGGAGCAGGAGCUGGAGGAGGAGGAGCAGGGGGGAAAGCAGGGGCCAAGAGAGGAGCAGAGGGGAGAGGUAGAGGAGAGGGGAAAGGAGGAGCAGCAGCAGAGGGGAAUAAAGGAGGAGAGGGAAGAGGAAGAGGAGUUGGUAAGACGAACAACAUCCCCUCGGCAAAAAAUGAACAAAGCUUGACUGUCCAAUCGAAGUUUGAGGAGAUCAGGAAGUCAAACAUGGUUGCUGCUCAGCGAUUGGUCCAGAGCCAUUACAGCUCCUCCUCCUCCGACGAGGAAGAUGAAGAGAUUGGGACAAGGGAUGCGAAGAAGGGAAAGAUUCUCGCCUCAACCUUUACGACCUACACGGUCCAGACAGGUGGUGAUGUGAAUGGGCUAGAGAGGACCAAUCAGUAUGUGAGUGAGCUGUUCCAGUCCGGAGCGGUCACCUGCCUCAUCUGCAUUGCCUCCGUCAAGAGGAUCCAGGCGGUGUGGAGUUGUGGCGGGUGCUACUCUCUCUUCCACAUCCCCUGCAUCCAGAAGUGGGCCAAGGACUCUGCCUUCCUCGUUUCCUCCGUGACUGACGAGGACUUUGGUCAGAAGCAGCACCCGUGGCCUUGUCCAAAGUGUCGUACAGAGUACCCGCCCAGUGCCACUCCCAACAGGUAUGUGUGUUACUGUGAGAAGGUGCAGGACCCCCCUGUGGACCCCUGGCUGCUGCCCCACUCCUGUGGUCAGGUCUGUGAGCGACCUCUGACCCCCAGCUGUGGACACACUUGCCUGCUGCUCUGUCACCCCGGCCCCUGCCCUCCCUGUCCGAAGAUGGUCCACGUUGCCUGUAUGUGUGGCAAAGGCCGCCCUCUACCUCGUCGCUGUAGCAACAAGGCCUGGUCAUGUCAACAACGAUGUGGAAAGAUGUUGCCCUGCAAACAACACAGCUGCACGCAGCAAUGUCACUCAGGUCCCUGUGCACCUUGCCCCAGAGUCAGUGUUCAGAAGUGUGUUUGUGGACGGGAGCAGACGGAGAGGGAGUGCGCCAGUCCGUCCUGGAACUGCAAACAGGUGUGUGGAGGGGUGUUGUCGUGUGGCAAUCACACCUGCGACCGAGAGUGUCACGGGGGUCUGUGUGGGGCAUGCCCGCGCACGGGGGAGAGGGCCUGUCCCUGCGGAAAGUCCAAGUGUUCGCGCCCAUGCACGGAGGAGGUCGGGACGUGCGGGGACACGUGUGACCGUCCACUGACGUGUGGGAUACACACCUGCUCCAUGAGAUGUCACCAUGGCAACUGUGAGACCUGCAGACAGGAGGUGGAACGGUCGUGCCGGUGUGGCCGCUACAGCCGCGUGGUGCCCUGUCACAAGGAGUACCUCUGUGACACCAAAUGUCCCAACACCAGGAGCUGCCAGAGACACCAGUGCAGAAGAAAGUGUUGCCCCGGUAACUGCCCACCAUGUGACCAGAACUGUGGACGAUCGUUGGGCUGCCGCAACCAUAAAUGUCCCUCAAUCUGUCACCAAGGUGCCUGCUAUCCGUGUCCGGAGACGGUCCAGGUGAAGUGUGCGUGUGGCUCUUCCUGCUUGGUGGUGCCGUGCGGGAGGGAGCGGAGCACCAAGCCCCCCCGCUGCAAGGAGCUCUGCAGGUCGCCUGCCUCCUGCCACCACCCCGCCAGGGAGGACCACCGCUGUCACCAAGAGGCCUGCCCCCCCUGCCGCCAGCCCUGCCUGCUGGCCCUCACCCGCUGCAAACACGCGUGUCCUGCUCCCUGCCACGACCGGGUGCUCAUCAAGUCUCAACAGGCCAAAGUGGCCGGCCCAUGGGAGCAACCGACGGAGCCAGCCUUCGUACAGAAAGCUCUGCCCUGUCCACCGUGUCAAGUACCUAUACCAACCUCCUGCCUUGGGGAACAUGAGGUGAGUCCUGUUCCAUGUUACAAGCGAGGGCCGUUCACCUGCAAGCGACCUUGCGGACGUCUUCUGACCUGUGGCAACCACACCUGCACCAAGGAAUGCCACACGGUAUCCAAGGGGAACAAGUCGGGGUGUGAGGAGUGUGAGGUGGGCUGCUGUAAGCCCCGCCCUCGCGGCUGCCCCCACCCCUGCUCCCUCCGCUGUCACCCGGGAGACUGUCCCGUCUGUCAGCAGAUGAUCCGCCAGCGGUGCCACUGCAAGAUCACCCUGAUAUACGUAGAGUGCACGAAGCUGCAGUCGGCCGACCGUGAAUCCAAGAUACAGCUGGCCUCCUGUAACAACCAGUGUCCUAAAGAGCUGAGUUGUGGUCACCGCUGUAAGCAGGUGUGUCAUCCCGGUCAAUGUGAGGAGAUAUGUCAGCAGAAAGUGAAAGUAAGAUGUCCCUGCAAGAGGAUCAAGAAGGAGUUCCCAUGCGCUAAACUUCAAGAAGACCAGAGUUUAGUGGAGUGUGACAGCACCUGUAAACAGCAUCUACAGAAAGCCAGCCAGUUGAAGGAGGAAGAGGAGAAGGCAGCAAAGGAGGAAGAGCAGAAGAAGCUCCAGGCGGAGUGCGAGGCGUUUGAGAAGCGACAGAAGGGCAGGAGGAGAGAGAGAAGGAGGAAAGGAGAGGUGGAGGAGGAGAGAGAGAGCUGGGCCAAAUACAAGCUCUUCCUUCUGCUGCCAGUGUGUGGAGUCGCACUGGCCGCUGCUGUCUAUUACCUGAUGUAACGCUGUGUGUGUGUGUGUGUGUGUGUGUGUGUGUGACAUAGAUGCAGAGAACAUGUGUGUGUUGUGUGGGACUUUAUUGUUGAGGUGUACAUGUACACUCAUAGCCUGGCCUUUAACACCGUCCGUGUAUGUCUGGUCUAGUUCCUGAGGCGACUGGAUGAGCCCUAAACAAACACUAAAACAAGCCGUGGUCUACAGCGGUCACCGUGGAAACGACAUUGAUGAUACAUUAAUUCGAUGUGUUUCUAUGCAAAUGAUUUUCUCUAGUGGAAAUAAACGUGAGAAAUGCCAC
Molecule: messenger RNA, 3321 nt
Organism: Gadus chalcogrammus (walleye pollock)
Lineage: Eukaryota; Metazoa; Chordata; Actinopteri; Gadiformes; Gadidae
Product: NF-X1-type zinc finger protein NFXL1-like
Exons: 25
Coding region: 183-3029 (948 amino acids)
Biological process (GO): regulation of DNA-templated transcription
Cellular component (GO): nucleus
Molecular function (GO): RNA polymerase II transcription regulatory region sequence-specific DNA binding; DNA-binding transcription factor activity, RNA polymerase II-specific; zinc ion binding
Source: RefSeq, a predicted model, not a curated record